AUGGGGCUGGGAACGGAGCAGAGGACGCACCUCAUAGAGAAAACAGAAGAGGAAAAUCGAACGAUCAUGAAAGAAUUCAUCCUCCUGGGAUUCGGGAAUCUCCCUGUACUGCAGCUGCUUCUCUUCCUGGUUUUCCUGGUGAUCUACAUUGUGACCAUGUCUGGGAACAUCCUCAUCAUUGCGCUAGUUGUCACUGAUCAGCACCUUCACACCCCCAUGUACUUCUUCCUAGGGAACUUGUCCUGCUUGGAGACUUGCUACAUCUCAACCAUCCUGCCCAGGUUACUGGCCAGUCUCCUGACUGGAGACAGAACCAUUUCUGUCAGUGGCUGUUUUGCACAGUUUUAUUGCUUUGGUUCUCUGGCAACUACAGAAUGUUAUCUCCUAGCAGCAAUGUCUUAUGAUCGGUAUUUAGCGAUAUGUAAACCCCUGCGUUAUGCAGCCCUGAUGAAUGGCAGGUUGUGCCUCCAGCUAGCAGCGGGGUCUUGGAUAAGCGGAUUUCUAACUUGUGUAAUAAUGAUGUGUUUUAUGUCACAAUUAACAUUCUGUGGCCCCAAUGAAAUUUACCAUUUCUUUUGUGAUUUUUAUCCAAUGCUAAAACUCUCCUGCAGUGACACCAGCAUGAUCACACUGGUUAGUUUCAUAGUCACCUCUCUAGACCUGCCUUGCCCAUUUCUAGUAACUGUGACAUCCUAUGUUUGUAUGAUUGCUGCUACGCUGAGAAUCCCUUCCACUACCGGGAGGCAAAAGGCCUUUUCCACCUGCUCCUCUCACCUCAUUGUGAUUACAGUUUUCUAUGGGACCCUAAUGACUGUGUAUCUGCUACCAAAAACCAAUACACUGAAAGCCCUGAACAAAGUGUUUGUCUUCUACACAGUCCUGACUCCCAUGCUCAACCCCCUCAUCUACAGCCUGCGAAACAAAGAGGUGAAGGAGGCCCUGAGAAACAUCAUCCGUUAA
Messenger RNA from Mauremys mutica (yellowpond turtle), 960 nucleotides. RefSeq names its product olfactory receptor 6N1-like. Gene Ontology annotation, biological process: G protein-coupled receptor signaling pathway. Lineage: Eukaryota; Metazoa; Chordata; Testudines; Geoemydidae. The record is from RefSeq and is a predicted model, not a curated record. Gene Ontology annotation, cellular component: membrane. Gene Ontology annotation, molecular function: G protein-coupled receptor activity; olfactory receptor activity.